AUGAUGAAUGGAACCACUUUACAACCAAAAUCGGAACAUAAGGAGUUGCCCUCCAUCAAGAAUCUUUUUCCAGCUCUGGAUGUGAAUAGCACGGCUCCUCGAAGCCAGAACGUUCCUGAAAAUGGAUUCAUCGUUCCGAUGAUUGGAUACCCCACAGCCGAGGUGCGGUUGGAAGCGGAAUUGAACAAGUUCACACAGAUUAGUUCCGAGAUCCAACAGAUUUUGGAUAGUUCCAAGAGUCUUCGAAGUGUGCCGCGUGAGCUUUUGGAGGCGGGAAAUGCGCAGAUCGACCUUUUACGUUCCUUGUACCAGUCUCUGCUGCGGACACACGACGAGGAGGUUGCACGAGUCCCUGUUUUCCAGCGUCCAUCGGGUGGCUCUUCAUUACAAUACACGUUUCAGCCGGCUGCUCCCGCGAGCGCAGGCGUUGCUCCAUUGCCGCUUCUCUCGUCUCCGUCUUCGUUUGGCAACAUGGAGGAACAGGCCGCUCGCACGCUCUCUUCAAUGAUCGAUAUUUCUCCGACUCAUCGCCACCAGCGCACUCCCUCCACCGAGGAGCGGUCGUCCACCCCGCCGGUGUCUCCCAGCUCGUUUUCGGUGCGCAAGCUCAAGAUGAAAAAGUCUCCUUCUGGUGGAAACAAUGUGACGGCCCAGGUUUUACUCGAGGCCCGCGUGGAUAACGGCAAUCUGGCGGAGCUUCUCACCAACGAGUGUUUACACUGCCAGUCCAAAGAAACCCCAGAAUGGAGACGCGGACCGGAAGGAGAGCGCACGUUGUGCAAUGCAUGCGGUCUAUUUUACGCCAAGCUCUGCAAAAAAUACGGCGAGGACAAAGCCAAGGAUAUUAUGAAGGAACGAAAGACAAAAGGAAGCGAAACGGACAGGCGAGUUAGUGUUGGAUUUUAG
This is a messenger RNA of Ogataea philodendri, 906 nucleotides long. RefSeq lists its product as uncharacterized. Gene Ontology annotation, molecular function: sequence-specific DNA binding; zinc ion binding. The record is from RefSeq and is a predicted model, not a curated record. The coding region runs from base 1 to 906 and encodes 301 amino acids. Lineage: Eukaryota; Fungi; Ascomycota; Pichiomycetes; Pichiales; Pichiaceae. Gene Ontology annotation, biological process: regulation of DNA-templated transcription. The transcript has a single exon.